This is a messenger RNA of Drosophila albomicans, 1914 nucleotides long. RefSeq lists its product as uncharacterized. Bases 1 to 1914 code for a protein of 637 amino acids. The record is from RefSeq and is a predicted model, not a curated record. NCBI's taxonomy places the organism in Eukaryota, Metazoa, Arthropoda, Insecta, Diptera, Drosophilidae. The transcript has a single exon.
AUGUUUUUAAAACGCAAUGCUCAACGUUAUGAAGCUGAAUAUCCCGAGGCCGUAAAAGCCAUUUGCGGCAACACUUUCGUCGAUGACUGGCUUCAGUCUGUGGACUCAGUAGCUGAGAUGACAAAGCUGGCCCAGGCUGUAAAACUAAUUCAUGCUGAUGGAGGAUUUGACAUGCGACACUGGACAUCCAAUUCUCAAGCAGUGGUCUGUGCUCUUGAGAAUAGAUAUGACAUGUUGGACAAGCCAAUUUGUUACCCAGACGUUGGUCCGGAAAAGGUUCUGGGCAUGUGGUGGCAACCUGGAGAAGAUUGUUUAACGUUUAUGGUGAAGCCAGAUACAAUCGCAAAGGCUCUGGAUGGUCGGCCAACUAAACGCCGCAUCCUGAGCAUGAUUAUGACCAUAUUCGACCCCCUUGGAAUUGUUGGAUUUUUCAACAUACGUGCAAAAAUCAUUCUGCAAAAUAUAUGGAGGAGUGGAGUCGGAUGGGAUGAGCCGCUCAAAGAAGAAGACGAGGCGGACUGGCGUCGUUGGUUGGAUUUGGUGCCAACGUUAAACAAUCUGCGUAUAGCCCGAUGUUUGAAAGGAGUUAGUGCAGCUAGAUGUCUGGAAAUGCAGACAUUUGUAGACGCAAGUGUUAAUGCAUACGCUGCCGUCGUAUACAUCCGAGCUGAAGUAGACGAUCAAGUUCAUUGCAGCCUUGUAGCGUCGAAAACAAGGGUUGCUCCAUUGAAACCAAUUUCGAUACCUCGCAUGGAACUCAUGGCAGCUGUUUUGGGGCUGAGGUUGGCCAGAUGUAUCGAGUCUGAAAUGUCAGUACACGUUGACAAGAAAGUGUUCUGGACAGACUCUAGAGACGUUCUAUUCUGGAUACGUUCGGAUGUUCGUAAAUUUCACCAAUUUGUUGCACUCCGCAUUGGCGAAAUCUUAGAAGGAUCAGAUGUGAGUAACUGGAGAUGGGUCCCGUCAGCGCAAAAUGUGGCCGACGAUGGUACCAAAUGGACAAGAACGCCUGUCAUUAACGAAGCGAAUAGGUGGUUCAGAGGGCCUGAAUUUCUAUAUUCGGAUGACUCUCAGUGGCCGCAGAUGAACAUUGAUGCGAGCCAACAUAGCCAUACUAUUCUACAACACGUCGAAGAGCAAUUGGAAGCCAUGUCACCUUUGAGCUGUAUCUCACCAGACCCAGAAAGAUUCAGCAAACUGGAGAGAUUAAGAGCCGCACAGUUGCGAGUAUUGGAUUUCUUGCGAUCUAUUGCCAAGCAGUGCAUGGGAUUGGAAUUAAAGAAGUUAUUAUUACUUGAGCGGCCAAUCGAGAUGGAUAUCAUUCUAAUACGAGUGUGCCAGGAAACCGAGUAUUUCAGCGAGAUGAAAUGCUUGAAAACGGGAAGCAGUAUUAUGGAUCGGAAGAGCAAGCUAUUCAAAUGCUCUCCGUACUUGGACGAAGUAAGCAUACUGCGCGUCAAGGGAAGAAUCGACCUAAUAGAAGGAGUCGAAGUAAACCUAAAGCGACCCAUAAUCCUACCAAGAAGACAUCGAUUUACAUUUCUGCUGGUUGAGUCGUAUCAUCGCCGGUACCAUCAUCUGUACGACGAGAUCGUGGUCAAUGAACUACGGCAAAAAUUCCUGAUAUUUGGUCUGAGAGCCUUGGUGAGAGAGGUUUCUCAAACUUGUCCAGCAUGCCGGAUGAGGCGCGCGCGUCCUAGGCCUCCAGAAAUGGGAGGUCUACCGCGUGAGCGUUUGGCGCACCACAUGGCGCCGUUCACCUAUACAGGAGUGGAUUACUUUGGGCCCAUCGACAUCAUCGUUGGACGACGGCACGAGAAGCGCUGGGUGUUCUGUUCACAUGCCUCACAAUUCGUGCCGUACACCUGGAUAUUGCAACGUCAUUGUCAACCGACUCUUUUCUUUGUAUUCUAA